GAAGCGGAAAUGUAAUUCACACGUGAACGGAACGGAGUUGGUUUGUUUCGGCGUGGCCGAGACUCGCGGAGGUUAGUGGGAUCUAACUAAGGAGGGAGAGAGGGCAGCAGAGGCAGAUCGCCUCCCUAACGUCGCUUAUUCCCCUUAAAUCCUGCGCCCUGAAACUACAACCUACUUGCGUUGUAGUCAAGAGAGCAUCUUUCUGCAGGGCACAAAUGCAAAACGUGUUGGUCAAUAAAAUCCAGAAAAUAGCGCGUAACGAAACAGGUCACAUUUGUGAGUUUGCUUUCUCCAGCCUUUAAAACCAAGAUGGAUCUUUAGGCAGAGCGACUAUUAAGAAAUAUACACAACAAGUAACCAUUGUUUAGAUGGCGAUCUGGCUUUUUGAAUAUGGCUUUUACGCUCAGGGCGAAUGAUGGGGAAAUGUGGAAUAAAUGUAAGGUAACUUCGGUCUUGUGGCACUUAUUUCAAGAUUCGGGGCUGGGUUCUGCUGCUAGAUCUUUAUGGAUCAGAGCCUGCCCUUAGUAAAGGGCCACCACUGGAAACAUAAAAUGGAACCAGAGGCUAAGAAAUGCAGCGGGAAGUCACCACCUCGUCAUACAAAAGACUCCGUUGGAAUUAAUAUGAUUGAACAACUGGUCCUUUGCAAAUUGUGAGAUGUACAACUUGCCUGGCUAAAGAAGCAGAUGUCUAAAACUAGUGGACAAUUAACUGUUUCGGGAGUUCUAGAGUUCUCUUUCUAAUGAAUGAGCUAUGAAUGGCGGAGCAAUUGGCACAACUGCUCAUUAAGGCAGCUCAACUUCAUCUUAGAACUGGAAAGAAGAAAAGAUUAUCAUCUUCAGCCUCCUUGAAUGUAGCUGGGGAGAUACUGGCAGUAGCAGCUGGUUUGAAACCGGCUUUUCUGUAUGAUUACAAUUCGGCUGGGACUUCUCAGAUCCUGGACUAUGUUCAACAUCUUCAAACUAUCCUUCAACUUACAUGUCGGCUGCAUAUUCUUAAUAUAGGUGAAAAUGUUCUAAUAAUCAACUUGGAACUGAUGUGUUUGUAUCUGGAGUCAGUCCUGCUUAGCAAUAAUGUCAUCUUCAUUGACGUUUCUGCUUUUAGACCAUGUCCUACCUUUUCGAAUCCAGAAAAUGUGAACCUUAUAAAAACCCAUCUGUCAGAAAUAUUGAAUCAUAUUAAAGCAUUAACAGAAGAUACAUUUCAGACAAUAUCUUCAAGUGAACUUUUUUCCACUGAAUGGAAUCUCUGUACUCUAUUUGGUGUAUUGCUAGGGUAUCCAGCAUCCUAUAAUUUUCCUACUCAGAAGAGUUCUGAUAAUUGUCUUACACUAAUUCCACUGCGAGUGUUUACUGCUCAAGCAACAUUUUGUAUGGUAAACAGUGAUUUCAAAGUUCGGUUUUAUUCUUUCAGCAUCCCAGAACUCUUGUAUCCAGACAUGAAAAUGAACCUCAGCGCAUGGUAUGAAAAACUCACAGAUGCUUUUAAAGCCCAGAAAGAAUUUGCUGAUCUCUGCAUUGCAAGUGAGGUGGUUGCUCUAUCAGCAGUGGCCUUGUAAAUAUGAAUCCCGGUUUAGAGACUGAUAACAGUGCUUCUCCACAGUAUUCUACUGAUUUGUUUAAAAGCUUCAGAACAGGGACAGUUUGUCAGUGUCAUGUCAGUGUUUUAAGCAAAUACGCAGUUUUCCUUUCAGCAGCAUUCAGGAUAUCCUUCAUACUUAAAUUUCCAAGAAUCUAUUUCAGGUUAGCAUACUUUUGCAGAAGAUAUUAUUAACUGAUCUAUUCCAAAUUCCAGGCAAAAAGAAUUCAGUGCUUUUCUCCAGCUAGAAUAGGCAAUGAUUUCAAUUCUAGUAUGGUCAAGUAACAUUUAAGUGAAUUGAGGAACUUAAGAUUUUUGAAACUGUCAGAAUGGCUAUUGUGUCAGUGGUUGUAAAGAUCAAUGAUAUAUAUGGAUAGGCAUACAAACAAUAUUUGUUGCUUUGGUUUUAAUAAUAAUACAAAAACUAAUUUAAGCAAUACACAAAACCAAGCAGACAAACUCCUUCAGUAGGAGUUUCAGUACAAUACGCGAUUCUUAAUUUUACAAGACAUUUUAAAAUUGAAAUACUAACUAUUUGGGAUAAUUUAGACUGCUAUAGUGCAAUCAAUAAUAGGCAAAUAAGACAAGGUAUAUUCAAGGUAUAAAGUUGCUUAAAUAAGAUACCAGAGCUGUUACCAUGAUUACCAUUAUGAUAGGAAUCCAAUGAUCAUAAUUUCUCUGAAAAAAAAUGUUUUGAGAUAAUAAGUUGAUUAUAAAUAAAGUACAUAGAAAAAAAAAUACUCCUGGUCAUGUAGUGACACUUCUAUUCUGCUUUCACAUUGUUAUUUUAUUCCAAAGAAACUUCUACCUCUUAUCUGAUUAAAGUAUAUGUAUCGGAAGUAAAAGCGUUUUCCCCCCUCUGCAAUGGCAAGAAAAAUGAAAUAAAACUAUACAGUAGAGUUGAUGCUGAAGAUAGAUGAAUUAU
Messenger RNA from Pantherophis guttatus, 2503 nucleotides. Lineage: Eukaryota; Metazoa; Chordata; Lepidosauria; Squamata; Colubridae. The record is from RefSeq and is a predicted model, not a curated record.